Messenger RNA from Cylicostephanus goldi, 630 nucleotides. NCBI's taxonomy places the organism in Eukaryota, Metazoa, Nematoda, Chromadorea, Rhabditida, Strongylidae. The record is from the annotation of a GenBank genome assembly.
UUGUCUGGAAAUUCUUUUUCUUUAGGUAUUCGGCAUGUGUUCAUACACAAAUACUCCAGCUUACUAUCAGCUUAUGGAAUAGCAUUAGCCAAGGUGGUGAAUGAAGCACAAGAGCCAGCCAAUAUCGUGUUCUCGAAAGAUACCAUGCCAGUAAUAGCUGAGAGGUUCUCUUUCCUUUCUCAAAAAGCAGCAAGCGAACUUCAGGAUCAGGGCUUUGCUGAAGUCCAUUGUGACUACUUUUUGCACAUGAGGUUUGCUAGGACUGAUUGUGCUAUCAUGAUCACGGCAGACUACGAUCCAAAGAGUGUGAACUCGCUGACGAACUUUGUGGAAGCCUUCAACAUCACCUACAAACGGGAGUUUGGAUUCAUUUUGAAAGAUCGCGAUAUCAUCAUCGAUGAUUUUCGGGUUCGGGCGGUGGCAUCAUCUGGGCUCGAGCACAAGGAAAGCAUAGCUGCGGCCGACGAUCCUGAGCAUCCGAAAACCGUCGAAACUACCAAGACAUUCUUUAAGAGUUUACUUCGUAUGGAGAUCAGGGCUGAGGUGCCGAUGGGUCAGGGAGAUGGCGUAUGCUCUAAUAUGUUCACAAUUCAAUCCAUUUGCAAUAGGAUACCGGUACUGUGGUAUAAG